Messenger RNA from Saprolegnia parasitica CBS 223.65, 820 nucleotides. RefSeq lists its product as hypothetical. NCBI's taxonomy places the organism in Eukaryota, Oomycota, Saprolegniomycetes, Saprolegniales, Saprolegniaceae. The coding region runs from base 164 to 820 and encodes 218 amino acids. The record is from RefSeq and is a predicted model, not a curated record. The transcript has 9 exons.
GCGCCAUGCUAGAGGCAAGAAGAAGAAGGCGGGCAACGAGGCGGGCGAGGCGAGCGACCUGGCGCGGCGCCUCGAGGAGGCCGAAGCGCAGCUGCGUGAAGAAGCCAAGCUCAUCGACCGCCUCACGCGCGAGAACCAGAUCAAGCACGAGCAGCUCCAAGCGAUGGAAGUCGCGCUCGCCAACGAAAUUGAAAAGCACGAAGCGAUCGUGCAGGUGAUGAAGGACAAGGAAGUGACGCAGAAACAAGAGACGGACCACCUCAUCGAGGUGCUCAACGCCAAGCUCUGCGACUACCAAGUGCGCAUGGAAGCCUGCUGCACGCUCGAUACGGCCAACGCAACGCUGCGAUCGCGCGUCGACGAGCUCACCCACGUGGAAGAGAUCCACGCGAUGCGCCUCGACAUGUUCAACCACAAAAUGGCGCUGGAGCAGACCUUUCGGAAAUCGCUCCAAGAGCUCGAUGCGCAGUACCUCAAGAAGGCCUACAACGCCAUGGCCGAGGAAAGCAAGAAUGCGCUGGUCGCGAACGCCAAGCUCAAAGACGAACUUCAGAUGCAGAGCAUUGGCGUCGAGAAUCUCAUGCUCCGCUUCAAAGCCCAAGCCGACCAAUUCCACAAAAUGAAAGUCGAAAAUGAAAUUUUGGAAAAAGGCAGCUCGUUGCGGCUGAAAGAGAUUUCGAGUCUCAAGACGGCCCAACUAGCCGCGGACAAGAAGGCUGCAAAAGCCCUGCUUGAGCUGACGGAGAAGACGCACGAGACUACCAACCAAUUCACCAUGACGAUCGAGGUCCGUACAUCGCUAUCAAGAUCCUGCGAUUGA